UGCGCCUCAGCUUCCAACAUCACCCCCCACCUUUCAUUCUUCUAUCUUUUCCCCAUUUCCGAGACUUUUAGUUCUUCAUGGGCUUUUUCCGGCUCUCUUCCCCCAGCUCCUCCACAGCCCUCAAAUGGCUCGGCUUUGUCGCGGCGGUAUGGGUCCAAGCCAUCUCCGGCAACAACUACACCUUCUCAAACUACUCCGACGCCCUCAAGUCCCUAAUGAAUCUCACCCAGGUCGAGCUCAACAAUCUUUCCGUCGCCAAAGACGUCGGCAAGGCUUUUGGCCUCCUCGCCGGCCUUGCGUCCGAUAGGCUACCCACCUGGCUCAUUCUGCUCAUUGGGUCCGUCGAAGGCCUUGUCGGGUACGGCGCUCAGUGGCUCGUUGUCAGUGAAAAGAUUACUCUUUCUUAUUGGCAGAUGUGCAUAUUCCUGUGCAUGGGAGGGAACAGCACGACGUGGAUGAACACGGCGGUGCUGGUGACCUGCAUACGCAACUUCCGGAGGAAUCGAGGCCCAGUCGCAGGCAUCCUCAAGGGCUACGUGGGUCUCAGCACAGCCAUCUUCACCGACCUCUGCGUCGCGCUCUUCUCCGACGACGCUUCCUCCUUCCUCGUCAUGCUCGCCGUCGUCCCCCUCGGCGUCUGCGUCAUCGCCGCCUUUUUCCUCCACGAGUCCCCUCCCGCCGCCACCCACGCGGAGGAGCAAGAGGAGACCCGCUUCUUCUGGGUCUUCAACGCCGUCGCCGUCGUCGUCGCCCUCUAUCUCUUGGCCUACGACUUCAUACCCAGCCCCAGCACCACCUUCUCCCGUGUCUUCGCCGCCAUACUUCUCGUUCUCUUGGCCUCCCCGCUGGGUAUUCCCAUUUACUCUUUCUUCGCAAACCGAGUCCGAACCAGCCCGGAUAUCGAGGGGCAGGAACGUGAACCUUUGCUUGUGGAGGAGGUAAAAACGACGGAGAGUCACGAUAAGGUUGAGGACGACGUGGCGGUGGAGAAGGUUGAGGACGUGGCGGCCAUGGAGGGAAAGGAGGGGGAGGUGGGGAAGAAGGUGCCGUUGAUUGGAGAGGAGCACACGAUCGUCGAGGCUCUGAGGACCGUUGAUUUCUGGGUCUUGUUUAUAUCGUUUCUGUGUGGGGUGGGGACCGGCUUGGCUGUGAUGAACAAUAUGGGGCAGAUAGGCCUGGCGCUUGGCUACGCUGACGUGUCCAUCUUUGUAUCCCUCACCAGUAUUUGGGGAUUUUUCGGGCGGAUCAUUUCCGGUACCGUCUCGGAGUACUUUAUCAAGAAAGCUGGAACACCAAGACCUCUUUGGAAUGCAGCUUCUCAGAUUGUAAUGGCUGUUGGUUAUGUUCUCAUGGCCUUAGCCGUGCCUGGUUCCCUGUACAUUGGUUCAAUCGUUGUCGGGAUUUGCUACGGUGUCCGUCUAGCCAUCACCGUCCCAACCGCCUCUGAACUAUUUGGUCUAAAAUAUUAUGGUCUCAUCUACAACAUUCUAAUCCUCAACCUUCCCCUGGGGUCCUUCCUCUUCUCCGGCCUUCUCGCCGGAUUACUAUACGAUAUGGAGGCUACUCCCACUGCUGGCGGUGGCAAUACCUGCGUUGGCGCCCAUUGCUACAGGCUGGUGUUUGUGAUCAUGGCUGUUGCUUGCAUUAUUGGGUUUGGUUUAGACAUUUUGUUGUCAAUUAGAUCCAAGGCUGUUUAUGCCAAGAUUUUCACAAGCAAGAAAUCGAAGAGAUUGUCAGCAGCAGCAUCUAAUGGCCAUUAACAAUUUCUGAAGAUCAGGAGGACAAGAAUUAGUGAGGAUUGAUGAGCUUUUAUGCUCAGUGAUAUCCUACAUUAAGCAUUGGUUUGUUUGUCAAGUUUUGUAAGGCAUCCAUUAUUUCUGCCUAUCAUUCCAUGUAAGAGAUUAUAUUAAGUUCAAAUUCUGAAAUUAGAGUGCUAAGUUGGAAGA
Molecule: messenger RNA, 1946 nt
Organism: Corylus avellana
Lineage: Eukaryota; Viridiplantae; Streptophyta; Magnoliopsida; Fagales; Betulaceae
Product: protein NUCLEAR FUSION DEFECTIVE 4
Cellular component (GO): membrane
Source: RefSeq, a predicted model, not a curated record